CCUCUCUCUUCUCCUUCUCCAAUGGUGUUCCAUGUUCCAGGCCAUCCUGAACUUGAUCCUGUGAUUAAUGCUGUUGUUUAUGCCGCUAACUGGAAAUCUCGUACCCCUCAAGAGAUUGGAUAAAGGGUUGCUGAAAAUGGCAGCCUGUAUUCCGGAUUUGGAGGGUCGAACCCUUUUCCAUUAUGCAGCUGCUACAAGAAAGACCCAUGUGUCCAAGUAUUUUAUGGAGCAAGUGAAAGUUGAUGAUGUCAAUAUGAAAGAUGGGCAGGGUAAUGCGGAGCUUGGCAUUUUAUUUUCACCUAAAUAUGCUGUGGAUGGUAUAGUGAAAGAUGCAUUAUGGCAAUGGGCUCUUUACAGGUCAAACUCCUUUACACCAUGCAAUUCUACGACACUAUUAUCACACUGCUGCUUAUCUUCUUAUGAACGGUGUGGCUUCUAAUGCAGAAAAUGAAAAUGGGGAGACUUCUCUGCAUUAUGCUGCAUGUACAGUUUAGCUAUAUCUCUUUGCAAAAAGGAAAACUGGUCUCCUUCACCCUCAAAAAAUUUUCCCUUAUUUAGUUUUGGAUCCAGAUGUCAUUCGGUUAAUGAGUAUUAGAAUUUAUACAUUUCUGUUUUGCUUGGCUAUAAUUGAAAAAUUAAUUUGGAUGCUUGUUGAAUGUUGACCGGAUGUAAUG
This is a messenger RNA of Quercus lobata, 674 nucleotides long. RefSeq lists its product as uncharacterized. Bases 68 to 439 code for a protein of 123 amino acids. The record is from RefSeq and is a predicted model, not a curated record. Lineage: Eukaryota; Viridiplantae; Streptophyta; Magnoliopsida; Fagales; Fagaceae. The transcript has 4 exons.